Messenger RNA from Tilletiaria anomala UBC 951, 800 nucleotides. RefSeq lists its product as uncharacterized. The transcript has a single exon. Bases 328 to 795 code for a protein of 155 amino acids. NCBI's taxonomy places the organism in Eukaryota, Fungi, Basidiomycota, Exobasidiomycetes, Georgefischeriales, Tilletiariaceae. The record is from RefSeq and is a predicted model, not a curated record.
GUACCAAUAUGUCAUCGGAUGUAGUUUGUAAAAUAUAUAGUGAUCGGCCCAUUUAACCCUGAGCCUAACGCUCAAUUUAUUGGCGGACAGCCCCAUCUCCCAUAGGCCAGCCGCCUGCUGACGGCGCCUUUACUGGUACGCGUGACAGUGUCGAUGCUGGUGACAGUCCAUCAUGGAAGGGAAAACUGGCUUCGCUAUGGCCCGAAUGCCGAUGGUUAUCUUCCUCGGAACGUUCUUUCCUCGUGAUGCGACUCUUUUGGCCAUCAGUAACAUCCUCUUCGACUCCUCAGUCCAAGCUCGUGGAUAGUGUGAGUAAUAGAGUUUUCUAUGCUUUUUUUUGCAUGGCCCGGCUUGGAUGGAGCACGAGCAGACGCGACCGCUCUGCACCGCACCGCAGAGCAUCUUUCCUGUCACGCCGAGCGGGCUCCCCAGCAGGUACCUCCUGCCGAGUCCAACGCCCAAGGCAUCUCCGGAGGAGAGGGCUGGAGCGCUCACUCGUCGCAAGGAGGGCAUCAGGCUAGCUUGCGUAACCAGUCCCAGCCUCCACCUGGGACGCAUGUGGGCGCGUUUCCAGCUGGACAAGCACGCGAUGACAAGCAAGUAUGCAGUGCCUCUGUUGAUCACGAGGACAUCAUAUGGGCCACCAUCCCGGAGUGGCUGCUCAGCUUGACGCAAGAUGGACAUCCCACCCUGUGCGCUACGCAAGCAUCGAACGAUUCUAACAGGCACGCCACAAACAAUACACGAGCUUGGAGAUCAGAGUCGAAGCGAAUGCUGCUGCUGCCGCCGCAAUGAGUCAA